CGUUGGAACAACAAGUGAUAUUCCAAAUAGUUUUUGUUCAACUUUUUAAGCUAUUAAGUUGCAUGCACAACAAGCCUCUGAAAAAGAGUAUAUGGCAGAGCAGCAGCAGCAGGACGAUGAUGCGCGGGCACGAGGGCUUUCUAAGCUAGACGCCAUUGUUUUGGAAUCCUUCAUUUCUCCCUCCCAAGAAGAACAACUACGCCAAUUACCCGAAUGGGCGCUUUUUGAAUCGCAGACAGAAAGCCCUUCCAAGUUGAUGCCAAUUUCCCAACAAACAACGCCAACGUCUUCUCGACUCUCUGCCCAAGACAAAUUCACAGUGGGCUGUCAUCCUACAAUGAUAUAUACGCCAACAGACACAGAAAACCCAGACGAGAAAGAGGACGAGGAACAGCCUCCUGCAAAUGCUAAUGAUGAUGAUGACGAUAGUUAUGAAGCUAAGUUUGAGAGUGAUCGAGAUUGUUCCCUGAAUACCCAGUCCCAAAAUUUCGUACACCUUGCCAAAUCCUUCCCCUUAGGUGGCCUUAUUUUGAAUGAUCACUCUCCAUCCCCAGUUAGAUUGGAUCUUGCCUUACCUGAAUCUUCCUCUGUUUCUUCCAAGAGAGGCAUUCCAAAUUUAAACUCCAAGAAGAAGAUUAACCCUAAACCCGCUUCUUGUCGCCGAAUUAUGGACGAGGAGGAGGAGAACUCCCAAAUGAAGACCACUCAUAAUGCCAAAAUUCUUCCUGACAUUGUCGAAGAUAGCCCCGUCGACCUGCCCAAGCCUGCCACCCAAUUGGGGGUUAUAGCACGCAUUGCCCGAUUCGACAACUGUCCAACCCUAAAUUUCAGUCCUAUUGACACCCAAUUGACGCCAAAUCUCAAUACCCAAUGCCUUAAAGGUUACACCCAAACUGAUAGUGAAAUGCAUUUUUCUCAUAACUCGGGAGAAGAGCAGGAAGAAGCUACUGAGUGCGAAGAAAUCAGCGCAUGCAGAGUUUUGCCAACUUAUUUCACAGCUGACUCUGUGCAGAAAAAUACACCUACAGAUUUGGAAAAGGAUACCCAAAUGGGACAGGAUAGGGAUGGCCAAUAUGUUCUAAAGAGGCGGCGCAAGGAGCCCAAGCUUUUUCCAAAGAAUCUUAUGGAUGUCAUCAUGCAUUUUUCGGGAGAGCCUCCUGUUGGGUCCGAGGAUGUUGAUAUUGUGGAAACAGCUAUUAAGGCUGGAUAUACCUUUCCCCCACCACUUUCUAGGCACCGUUAUCAAGCAUAGCCAAUGUGGAAUUGCACAUGCAGAUCAGAUUAGGCUCCGUACACUGGUUUCAGGGCUGGGGAGGGCAGGGAAUGGCGGGAUGUGUUUCUGGUACGGGGUACUUUUGGGCCAUUUUCUAGGGGACGGCAGGGCUGUUAAAAACAUAGGGGAUUUUUAAAAAUAUAGCAAAAUUUCAAAUAUGCAUAUCAUAGCAACGAUAAAGAAUUCAUCAUAGACAUUAAUACAUAGCAUUAGACUUGAAUUGAGAUUUCACAUGAGAAUCGACAAAGUAGUCAGGCAAUACAUUACAAUAUAACAUGAUAUGAGGUAUUGCUGAUGGAAAUCUGAUUUAAAUGUUCUGAUUACAAAUUCAGUUUGCUACUAUAUCCAAAAUGAUGCCAAAUAUUAUUGAUAAUUCAUAUAAUCUUGUACCCAACCUAGAAUACCUCACAUAUGAUGAAUGUAGCUGAGGAUGAUCUGUAAUCAUGCUGAAACUGCUAUAACGAUGUAAUGUCCCAUUUUCCUCAUAAUCACCCAUUGAGACAUUUAGUCCAUUUUAGACUAAAUUGGAGCAAUAAGAGAAUAAUAAUUAAUUAGA
Messenger RNA from Cryptomeria japonica (Japanese cedar), 1829 nucleotides. RefSeq lists its product as uncharacterized. The coding region runs from base 92 to 1252 and encodes 386 amino acids. The record is from RefSeq and is a predicted model, not a curated record. Lineage: Eukaryota; Viridiplantae; Streptophyta; Pinopsida; Cupressales; Cupressaceae. The transcript is spliced from 2 exons.